CUCACACCGGGUAGAAGAGGCUACUCAUCUCACUCGCAGAACAGGAGAAGUGGGUGGCUAUAUUAUUCUGCAGUAGCCUUCUCGGGAGAGCGAAUGAAGGAAGAGGAUUGGAACAAACAGGCAGCAGACAUAGUAUCUAAAACUGCUGUGGACUCUUUCUCACCAAAAGAGGAACUAGAAGGCAGGCACGCACGGACGCACAGGUAGAUCCUAACCGGACGAAUCGACUAGUAGAUUGAAAUAAUGUUUCAUCUAUCCACCGGCAGCAGAACGUGCAUGUGCAGCAUCACCUUUCUGUCCGCGGUCGUGAUAUCCUCCUGCCACGCGUUCCGCCGCUGUGGGGAGGUCCAGUGCGUUGAGGGCCACCAGUGCUGCCCCCCUACCGUUACCGGCAACGGUAGCGCGAGCUCCACGGUGCGCUGCUGCAAGCUCCCGCUGCAUAUAUUCUUCGACAACGUGGGCUGGGUGACGCGCAAGCUAUCGGGCAUCCUGAUCCUGCUGCUCCUUUUCGCAAUGGGCUACUUCAUCCAGCGCAUUAUCUGCCCGCGGCCGCGCCGACACCCCCACCCCGAACACCCCGAGGAGCCCUCCCUCUUCCACGGACACGCCACCGCGUCCCAGGACUCCCUACUGGACCGGUACCCCGAAUACAGUUUUGGGGACUUCACCUCGCCAGUGCUGCUACCCGCAUAUGACGAGGUGAAGUACCUGCCGACCUACGAGGAGACCAUGCAGGAGGUGCACAGAGACCGGUCGGAUGAUAAUUUACUGGAGGAGCCUGCUGCGGACGGAGGGACGAGGGGAGGACCGAUACCCAGAGAAGAGGGAGAGGACACUUCAGGACACAACACACGCGCGUCAAGGAAUUCUGUCUGACUAAAUGUGAUGGACUAUCAAAUGUAAUCAUUUUUAUUUUAUUAUGAACUAAAGGAGAGACUUACAGGCUAUAUAAUAACUUAAGUGCAAUUACAAUCUGUUGCAAUGAAUGUUGAAAAUAAUAGGAACUGGCAUUUUGGUCAAUGACGGAGUUUUAUAUGAUUGGGCGGAUGAUUCUCCUUUUGUAUGCAAAUUAGACUAGGUAUGAGAAAAGGAGACAAUAAAAGAGAGAUGGCUGCUAAAAUUGGCGCUCUUUUUUGUAUUGACAGGCUGCUAAUAUGGCGCAGGUACAAUCACAUUACAUUUUGCUU
Molecule: messenger RNA, 1187 nt
Organism: Coregonus clupeaformis (lake whitefish)
Lineage: Eukaryota; Metazoa; Chordata; Actinopteri; Salmoniformes; Salmonidae
Exons: 1
Coding region: 244-876 (210 amino acids)
Source: RefSeq, a predicted model, not a curated record